AUGAUCAAACGCCACUUGAGGGAAUUAUCUAUGUCAUUUGGGAAUCAAAUUUGUCCUGAAAAAUCUCACGAGCUCAGAAGAACCAAAACAGAUAUUGAAAAAAACUUUUCAACAGCCCUACAGCUAAUUAAGAGUGAAGGAGAAAGGCAAAAAGAAGACAACUCGAGGAAAGAGACGGAAUUUGAGGGACUAGUCGAGGACAUCUACAAUCAGUAUCAAACACUGGACGCAUCGUACGGUCGUCUUACCAGAGCAAAUAUGAAAGGAGCUCAUCAUAGAAUAAAGAGGGCUUCUUCCCUCUCUUGCAGUAGCUUAGACUCCGAGUACUUUUCCCCAUUACUCAACACUGUUGACGCUCUCGAAACUCAAAAAUCAACAGAAGCAAAUGAGUUAGAAGCAAAUGAAGUGACACAGAUACGCGCAAAGAAUGCUAAGCUUGAAAAAGCACUGUCAGAGUUACAUGCGAAACUCAAGAACAAUGAGGAACACACAAUGUCCAAAACUUCAGAUUUGAUGGCACCAAUUGAAGAAAAAGUAAAUGAAGCAUCGAAGCAAAAGAAGGAAUUUACUGAUAAAAUUAAUGUCAUGCAGCAAAACCUUGAGUCUGUAUGCAACAAGAAUACCGAUUUAGAAUCUCAACUAGAAAAUCAGAGGGAAAAAGUUUCACAAUAUUUGAAUCAAAUAAAAAACUUGGAGGAGAAUUUGGCUGAAACUGUUUCAACUAAACAAAAUCUACUAGAAGAGAAACAACGUUUCAUUGAAAAGAUAACGGAAUUGGAAUCUCAAUGCAGCAAAGAAAAGGAUUUGGAAGAACAGUUAAGAGACCUUGAGUCUGUAUGCAACAAGAAUACCGACUUAGAAUCUCAACUAGAAAAUCAGAGGGAAAAGGUUUCACAAUAUUUGAUUCAGAUUAAAAACUUGGAGGAGAAUUUGGCUGAAACUGUUUCAACUAAACAAAAUCUGCUAGAAGAGAAACAACGUUUCAUUGAAAGGAUAACGGAAUUGAAAUCUCAAUGCAGCAAAGAAAAGGAUUUGGAAGAACGGUCGAGAGACCUUGAGUCUGUAGGCAACAAGAAUACCGAUUUAGAAUCCCAACUAGAAAAUCAGAGGGAAAAUAUUUCACAACAUUUGAAUCAGAUAAAAAACUUGGAGGAGAAUUUGGCUGAAACUGUUUCAACUAAACAAAAUCUGCUAGAAGAGAAACAAUGUUUCAUUGAAAGGAUAACGGAAUUGGAAUCUCAAUGCAGCAAAGAAAAGGAUUUGGAAGAACAGUUAAGAGACCUUGAGUCUGUAUACAACAAGAAUACCGAUUUAGAAUCUCAACUAGAAAAUCAGAGGGAAAAAGUUUCACAAUAUUUGAUUCGGAUAAAAAACUUGGAGGAAAAUUUGGCUGAAUCUGUUUCAACUAAACAAAAUCUGCUAGAAGAGAAACAAUGUUUCAUUGAAAGGAUAACGAAAUUGGAAUCUCAAUGCAGCAAAGAAAAGGAUUUGGAAGAACAGUUAAGAGACAUUGAGUCUGUAUGCGACAAGAACACCGAUUUAGAAUCUCAACUAGAAAAUCAGAGGGAAAAAGUUUCACAAUAUUUGAUUCAGAUAAAAAACUUGGAGGAGAAUUUGGCUGAAACUGUUUCAACUAAACAAAAUCUACUAGAAGAGAAACAAUGUUUCAUUGAAAGGAUAACGGAAUUGGAAUCUCAAUGCAGCAAAGAAAAGCAUUUGGAAGAACAGUUAAGAGAUGCAAUGUGGGAGAUAAAUGCUUUGCAUAAAAAGAAAAGCGAGUUGAAGUUACAAAAUGAGCAAAGUGAAAAGGAAUAUUCAGAAAGAAUAAAGAAGCUAACAGAAACCAUUGAUCAAAAACGUGAAGAGAACAAACAGUCCAAAUUGAAUAAACAAUUGAUGGAAAGAAAAAUGGAAGAAUUGGCAGAAGGAGUUCGGCAGAAAAUUGAAGACAAUAUACGCAUAUUGCAUCGGAGGGUCCACGUGACAGAACUGCUGAAUAACGAAAACAAAGACACUUACAAAUCGACACAGCAAAAGUACGAGGAAGAGAGCAAAGUGUUUGGUGAAAAAAUUGCUGAUUAUGAAGAUGAAAUUAGGAUGCUUAGAGAAAAGGUGUUAAAAUUAGAAGCUGAUAUGAGCUUGGAAGGAGAAAAAAUGAAUUUGAUGAAAGCAGUGACACAACUUGAAAGGAAAACGAUGAAAUUGGAAAAGAAACUGAAAGAGAAAGAUUGUGAAUUGGUUAGCCUUGGGGAGAAUAAGAAGGAAGCAAUAAGACAACUUUGUUUUUUGACCGAUUUUCAUCGUGACCGUUGUCUCUAUCUGAAGGAUUCUAUGUUAAAUUUGAGGAUAAAGAACAUGAAGUGA
Lathyrus sativus (Indian pea) is the source of this 2364-nucleotide messenger RNA. NCBI's taxonomy places the organism in Eukaryota, Viridiplantae, Streptophyta, Magnoliopsida, Fabales, Fabaceae. The record is from the annotation of a GenBank genome assembly.